Molecule: messenger RNA, 3876 nt
Organism: Trichosporon asahii var. asahii CBS 2479
Lineage: Eukaryota; Fungi; Basidiomycota; Tremellomycetes; Trichosporonales; Trichosporonaceae
Product: guanyl nucleotide exchange factor, Sql2
Exons: 1
Coding region: 1-3876 (1291 amino acids)
Biological process (GO): Ras protein signal transduction; positive regulation of GTPase activity
Cellular component (GO): plasma membrane
Molecular function (GO): protein binding; guanyl-nucleotide exchange factor activity
Source: RefSeq, a predicted model, not a curated record
AUGUACCUGUCCUUCAAGGCAGGCGAGGUUAUCCGCGUACACGGCCGCGACCCGUCUGGGUGGUGGGACGGCGAGGUAGCCUUUGAGGAAGAUGGGAUUAGGAAAUCCCGCAGAGGCUGGUUCCCGAGCAAUUACGUGCGAGAGCUCGAGUGGGACGAGGUGAGUUACAAGACCCUGCAUGUUGCUGAUGAACAACAGCUUCUGCGUCGACCGGAACGACCAGCUGCCGAGCCCGCCGGAAUCCUUCGAAGCAGGCGAGGCUCAGUUGCGUCACAUGAAUCGCCGACGACCUCUCACCAAUCUCACAGUUCUUCCUCCCGACUAACGACUCCUUUACUCGAUGGCUCACUACCGCCGGCGCUGCAAGCGCUCCUGCAGCCCGUCAUGCAAACGCUAUCGCUCCUCCACUCUUCCGUGUCUGCAGACAGACGACGACACAUCACACCCUCCGCUGCGCAAGUUAUCGCGGCGAUCCGACAGACGCUGCUUCGCAUGGACUGUCUCAGCAAGGACUCGGCAACGCUGGCGGCACACCCGGCACUGGGACAGCAACGACGAGAUGUCCUCGCCGAGCUUAGCAAGCUCGUAUCUGCCGCCAAGCAAGCAGGCAGCGAGGAAACGCGGCCUGACGACGAUGCGUCCCUUGAAGCUACGUCCCGAGCGGCUGACCGCGUGUUCAACUCGAUCCGGGGCUUCCUGCAGUGCGCCGGCGAGAUGGGCGUGUCGGUGCUGCCAUUAGCAACCGAUGGAGACCGACAGGGUUCGGACCCGGCUGGCCCCAGUAGCAGCAGGCGACUAUCGCGAGCCCGCGCGCCGUCGGGAUCUGGCUCUCGAGGAAGCAGGAUACCGGCAAGCGAGUCGAUGCGGUUAAAGUCCGCAAGUGUCAGCGACCUGCGCGGUUCUGCGCGGCGACAGGCGUCAAACUCGAGCCCACCGCCGCCUAUGCCGAACGCGAGCAUGUCUGCCGGACCGCCCUCCGCUUCGCGGUUCUCUGGGAGGUCUCCGUCCACGACGUCUGGCAGGUCGUCUCCAGGACGGGCACGCCGUACGUCGCGGGUGCGACACCACCGCUCCCAGUCCUUUGACUUUGAGCAGGACAAUACCGAGACCGACAUCGAAAGCGCUUCUCAAAGCACGCACGGAACGCACAGCACGCACCAGACGCAUGUCACCCCGAUGGUCAACCCCGCCGCCAGGGCGACCGAGGGCGAGGCACUCUACAAACAAUACUCGACAGGACGCGCCGUGCACGAGGCUAUCACUGCAGCCGAGGACGCCUUAUUGUCUAUCAUUGCGAGUUUCAUCGGCCACAUCCACUCUCACCAUUUCGAUUCUCACCCAUCAACACACGCAUACCUGAUCGAGCUCACUCGGGAAACCGUUGACCGCGUCCGAGACCUGCUCACGAUUGUCGAAGUUGCGGGGCAACAGGCGUCCCUGCUGGGGAUGCACCAGCGCGAGAUUCCGACUCUCCGCAGCGCUCGCGAAAGCCUGUACGAGGCUGCAGAGCAGCUCGUCGAGUCGGCCGAAUCCGUGUCUCGGACGUUCAACCAGCAUCUCGGGGAAGAGGCGUACGAGGCGGAGAAGGCGCAGCUGCUCGUCCGCACGACCAAGACGCUCAAGGCAGGCACCGAAUGCUCCGAAGUCGUCAAACGGAUAGUACCGGAGGACAACACAGAGCCCGACUUUGACUCGCCCGACCUCAAUAUGGCUGGCGUCGGCUACUCGCCCCGGAAGGGCUAUGCUGCCAUUGGUCUCGGCAUCCGGAGCGGCCCGGGCUCGCUGCAGAGCCUCACACGUCGUGCGACCAGCCUCGGCCAGCUGCACCGCCGCUACAACCACGACGGCGCCGGCCGCGUUAGCAUGCCUCCCGCCAAGGGCGACGAGGACGAGGAAGGCGAGGAGGAGAUUGUUGAGGACGCGAGCAGUUCGGACGAGGAGGCGGACGAGUCUACUGAGACCGCGUCCACCGGCCGCCGGGGCAUGCGUCCCAUCUCUCACCCCUCGCAACCCGCCGUUGGCCACGUCCAGCGCCGCAGCAUGGACUCGGGCCACCCCCGCUCGCGUUCAAGCAGCAUCCGCUCCUCGCAGGUUCUCGGCGACAGGCGCUCGAUGGACACAACCUACACCGGCGAGCUCAAGACGGAGGAAAGGGAGACGACUGCCAUCUCGCACCGCGACUCUGUCCACGCUUCGGUCCGUACUUCCACCACCUCGCACGUCGCCUCUUCGCUUCUGCAGUCUGCCAGCUCGACCGGUCUCAGCGAGAUCACCACGACGCCUUCACUUUCCGAGUCUGGCACGACCCAGGUUGACUCGCCAAAGGAUGCCGAUGGCAAGGCGGUCACCCGCCACACGCCACCGACGCCUCGCACCGGACAGUCCAUUGACGCCAACGACCCGGCCGGUGGUGAUGUUCGCUUCUGGGUCGUAUCACACGACUACGAUCCCGUCGAGGUUGCUUACAAUUCGGAUGGCAUCCUUGUCGGUGGUACUCUGCGUGUUCUCGUCGAGAAGCUCACGCCGCACGAUGGCCCGACCGACCACAACUUCAUGUCGACGUUCUGGUACACGUUCCGUCUGUUCUCGAACCCUACCGAGUUCCUCAACGCGCUCAUCGCUCGCUACGACCUCAAGCCUCCUCCUGCGCUGCAGGGGGUUGGGCACGAGCAGUACCACAUGUGGGUCGAGCGCAAGCUCAAGCCCGUGCGCAUCCGUGUCUGCAAUGUGCUCAAGGUCUGGCUCGACCAGCACUGGCGACCCGACUCUGACAAUGCGGUGCUCGACACGAUGGAGGAGUUCUUCCUCAAGCGCGCGAACGACCAGGUCACCCCCUCUCUGGCGGCACCCGGCGGACGCGUCGCCGAGCUCGUGCGCAAGCGCAAGGAGCCUUCGGCGACGUCGUCCGACUCGGCUAGCAACGCCCCAGGUACGAAGCAGACUUCGUUUGACCGCAUCCGCAACAGCGCCUUCCCUGGCCGUUUCACGACGCCCGCGGUCAGCACGAUGCCGAACUCGAACAUCUCCAAGGCGCUCAUGAACACGCUCAUGAAGAACCCGGCGCCGACGGCUGUGUCUUUGACGGACUUUGACACGCUCGAGCUUGCGCGCCAAUUCUGCAUCAUGGAGAGCAAGCUGUUCCAGGCAAUCGCGCCCGAGGACCUGCUCAUGUCUGGACGCAAGCAGGUGCCUGCGCUCAAGGCGCUGUCGACGGUCAGCAACCAGAUCAUCGGAUGGGUCACGGACGGCAUCCUGAACGAGCAGGACGCAAAGCACCGUGCGGCGUUACUCAAGUUCUACAUCAAGCUCGCGGACAAGUGCUUAUCGCUGAACAACUUUUCGACCAUGUUCGCGGUGCUUGGCGGCCUGAACAGCGCGACAAUCUUGCGUCUGAAGAAGACGUGGGACGCGCUCAACGUCAAGUACCGCAAUGUGAUGGAGAAGCUGCGCGCGGUCAUCGAUCACACGAAGAACCACCGCGCAUACCGCGAGGCGCUGCGCGCCGCGACGGCAAAGGACGAGCCCGUACUUCCGUUCCUGGGUCUGAUCCUGACGGACAUCACUUUCACGCAGGAGGGCAACCCGAACACGCGGCCGAGCACGCUGUCGCCCGAGCUCCAGCUCAUCAACACGGACAAGUACGCCAAGCUGGGCCGCAUCGCGAACGAGUUCAAGAACUACCAGCGCUCGUUCGAAUACCGCGAGAUCGAGUGCGUGCAGACCUUCCUGCAGCGCGCGCUCACGGAGCGCGGCUCGGGCUCGCUCGACGCGCUUUACCGCAAGAGUCUGCUGCUUGAGCCGAGGCAGAACAGCGAGCGUCUCAACAACAUGGUCGAGAAGCCCGGAUGGCUGGGUGCGAGGUUAACAAACCUGUAG